UCAUUCGGACCACGGCCGCAGCGACUGAUCUCCCUCGACACACAGAAUGACGUGCCGGGUGUGAAUUCAGGUGGAACAAAGAAACAUGACAUGCAAAAUGGCAUCCAACGUUAAGGAUACAUUAUACACAUAAACGCGGCUGGGAUUGCCGUCGAAUAUAUGCUGGACUGUAUCGGGUAAUUGGAUCCGCUGUCCACACCGUCAACACUCCACUUUGUGAAAAAUCUCAGUUGUGUCCAAAACGUUGAAACCGGCCCCGCGUAUAUGGUUUCUGUGUUUACAACGCCAGCGGACUGUCACGUGGGCUGUGUCGCCGAAGUGCCAACGGUCUUGUAGUAUCCCCUCGGAGGUUCUCCCGGAACGGGAACGGAGAGUGUGGAUGAGGUUCCUGUAAGCAGCAGCUUCGGGAUGUGAAGGACGGAAGUGCAGCAUGAUAUAAAGACUAAUUCCCGUAUCCAUGCACCGCACCCAGUCCGGGAUAUGUCCACUGGCUGUGUAUCCGCAUACACAUUUAUGCGUCUAUGUGCUGAAUGCAUGCGCGCAUCUUCUGCACGCCAUCUGAUCCGCUGAAUGCCGUACAUUUUGACAUGGAACCCAGCGCCUACAGUAUGCAGCCGAAUAGCAACGCCGCCUGGAACCCCACCCCCACGGGUCCCGCCUACCCCGCCCCACCCUAUCCCAACGGGGCCGUCUACGCCAAUCAGAAUGCCAAUCCCAAUAUGAAUGUCAAUCUCAAUCAGUAUCCCGCCUAUCCGCCGCCGGGUGGCGGUGGUGGACCCGCGCCGCCGCCCAUGUAUAGCAGUGCCGUUAAGAAGGAAGCGGGGAUGUACGGGGAUAUGGAUAUCAGAUCUGUGGAUAAAUUCGGCAACCAACAAGUCUUUCCGGAACAAACCAUUCCCGCAAUGAACCACGCCCCCGGCGGCCCGCUCUCCCACCCGAACGCGAUGGGAGUGCCGCGUCAGCCGGUGUACGCGCAGUAUCCGGGAACGGCCAACGGUGUGCCGACGCAGUAUUACGACACAAUGCCAAAUGUUCCCAAUGGGGUGCCAAAGUACCUGGACCAGCACGGGAUGCCCAUGGAGCAGCGCACCGCCGCCCCCGGGAGUAUGCGCGGCAUGCCGGGCGCCAACGGUCCGAUGGGCAGUAACCGGGCGCGUCCCUACCACACCCCCAACGGCAAGGCCAACGGGAUGGUCAAUAUGGGCCCGAAGCGCCUGAUGAUGGCCCAGCAGCAGUCGCAGCCGAUGGCCAACUUCCAGACUGUCGUCACAAAUCAGCAAAUGCUCCCGAAUCCCUACGGUCACGAAAGCAUAUCCCCGGCCCCCUUCGCCCAGCAGAUGCCCCCGUAUAAUCCGCAACAAAAAGCGCAGACCCUCCCGCCCUCCUACCAGCGCCGGCCGGACCCGGGCGCGGCCUCCUACCCACCCACCUCCUUGUCCAUGCAGCAGUCUCUCCCCAUGGACAACCGCAACUACCCGCAGUACAUGAACGCCCCGCCCGGCGCCCCCGGCGGCGUGAUGAUGCGCGGAGGACCGCAGCCGGCUAAUCCCAUGUUCGCCGGUGGCGCGACGGCCAACGGCGGUCCGAUGAUGGAGGGCCCGUACAAUGUCGGCGGGCAGGCCGUGAUGGCGCAGUCCUUCAACGGCAACGGGAUGGGACCGUUGGAGAUCAAGCAAUUCGCCAAUCCGAUGGUCGGCGCACCGGAUCCCCAGCAGAUGAUGAUGGUGUCCAACGAGCCGCCGUUUGUUGCUAAACCCGAUCUGGAGCCGACCAUGACCAUCAUCCAGCACUACGAUCCCAUCAUCCCGCCAUUCCGCUUAGAACACGAUCGCCCAAACAGCCAGAAGACCUUCGAACUGCGACCCGAGGUGUACAACGGUCUGACGCAGAACCCCCAACUACAGGUGGAGCUCAAGUGCUACCGCCCGGAGAACACCUGGUUCACCAACUGGCCGGACGCCAUCUCGGUGGCGGUCAACGGGCGGCCGGUGGCCAUUCAGCGCGGCGGACCGCAGCAGCCGCACCGGCCCCUGCACAUUAAGGAGCUCUUACGGCCCAAUAAGCGCAACGUCAUCAGCUUCCACGCGCAGCAGUGCUGCUGCUCGCAUCUCUUCGUUCUCCAUGUGGUGCACCGGCCCACCAUCCGCUCUGUGAUUAAUCAUGUCGUCAAGUUCCGGACCGUGGCUAUCCCACAAGGCAUUGAACGAUUGAAAAGCAAUUUCAUCAGCGGUGGCCGGGGUUUUGCCGCCAACGACGAACUGGUGCUGCCGCUCCGGUGUGUCCUCAGCCGGCAGCGCAUCGUCCUACCGGCACGCAGCAGUCUGUGUCAGCAUGCCCAGUGCUUUGAUCUCGAGUCGUACCUACUGCACAACAGCACCAGCAACAUCUUCAUGUGCCCCAUCUGCAAGUGCUCGGCACCCAUCGACAACCUGCAAGUGGACGAGUUCAUGUCCUCCAUCCUCAAGCAAUGUCUUUCCAAUCCCGCCUUCAACCAAAUCGACUCGGUGCUGGUGGAUGUCAACGGCGGCUGGAGGCCUAACGUCCCGCUGAAACUCAGCCCUGAUGAAGCGCCCCGGUACAACCCGGUCAGUCCCAGCACCACCAUCAGCUCGUGGGAGCACAGCAGUCCGGGCAGCGCCCGCUGUCCCUCCUAUCCGCCGGAGCGGAGCGUCUCCGUCGGCCGCAACACGCCCAAAGGCCCGGCCAGCGUGGGCCAUCCGCUGUGCAACGGGGACUACGGCUCGCCGGCCUCCAUGCCGGCCACCGUGCCCGUCUCGCCCACGGGCAAGGUCUUCCCCGGUUUAUCCUCCUGUCCGCAGAAAUCUCCCACGCCCUCGAUGACGGCCGCCGACUCGCGGACGCCGGUGCCGCAGGUGCAGUCCGUACAUUCCAACGGCUCCAACGGCAGCCUGCCCAGUACGCCGCGAACUCCAGGAAGUCAUCCGCCUUCCAACAAUCCCACCGACUUCCUGGACAUUAACUUCGAAGCCGAGGGUGACACGGACAACGACGCCCUGCAGCUGAUCAGCAACAUGACGGAGACGGAUCUCUUCAUGUUCUUCGAGAACCCCACCACGGACCCCUUGGGGACGUCCAGCACGUCCCUGGGGUCCAGCUUCCCCAAUUCGGCCGGCGCCGGCUCCGACUCGGGUAUCUCGGUGGCGUCGACCAAUCCGGCCAACUCCUCGGCCGAGGACCUCCUCAGUCUCAGUCUCUUCGACAGCUAUGAUGCACAGCCGACGGUCAAGAGUGAAUCGUAGUCAUGGAUGGACACCCGUGGUCUUCCGCCCCGCGAAGCCGCUGGGGUGAUUCUAACGGUCGGUUGUUUCUGUUUCUCUCUCUCUCCGAUAUUUCCUCCUGGUCGGAUCUUCUCUGCAUUACAUAUUUAAGUAUUCUUCUGGGAUUGUAAUUUUUUACCAAUGUGUACAGACAAAAAUGGCUCUUUGGAGAAAAGUUUACGGAUAAUUGUAUUAUGAUGCAUUGCAUAUUGUUAUGUGUGGCGCAUUGUAUAU
Paramacrobiotus metropolitanus is the source of this 3512-nucleotide messenger RNA. RefSeq names its product zinc finger MIZ domain-containing protein 1-like. The transcript is spliced from 10 exons. The record is from RefSeq and is a predicted model, not a curated record. NCBI's taxonomy places the organism in Eukaryota, Metazoa, Tardigrada, Eutardigrada, Parachela, Macrobiotidae. Bases 531 to 3260 code for a protein of 909 amino acids. Gene Ontology annotation, molecular function: zinc ion binding; SUMO ligase activity. Gene Ontology annotation, biological process: regulation of transcription by RNA polymerase II; protein sumoylation.